Molecule: messenger RNA, 2376 nt
Organism: Lachancea fermentati
Lineage: Eukaryota; Fungi; Ascomycota; Saccharomycetes; Saccharomycetales; Saccharomycetaceae
Source: the annotation of a GenBank genome assembly
AUGCACCUACGAGUUAGAAGCUCCUUCUGCAAAAAUGGAUUCAAAAUCGAAACAAGGGCAUGCAAUAGAUCAAGAGGUGAAGAAGCAAAGGGAAAAAAAGAUGUUAUCCAUGAGAUAAUGCCCGACUCAUGUACGGCCGAGAUUAUAUCUGGAUUAUCAAAGAAUGUGCUACACAAGCAGAUCGAUUUGUGGAAUGCAGAUGACAUGCUGGUCAUAUUUGGGCCUAUUUCAUUUUUAGAUGGCCCUUUCGCUGUGCAUAGUCUCAUUCAGUAUGACAUAUAUUCUAGAGCAUUUAGCGAAUCGUUGCACGGAAUGACUUUAGUGGAUCUGAGUUAUCAUCUCAACAACCCUUCCACGCAAAACACCUCACAGCGCAUGUUAAGCCCUUUGAAAUUUAUCGAAAAAGCAAUUAUAAGACGUAUGGAACAAGUCAAACUGAAUCAAGCUCAGCCAGCUGCCGUGGGCAUGUUUUGCAAUAUGUGUGGGUCCGAAGACGAUAACUUGGUAGCUGCUGUUAAAAAUAUGGUUCCCGAAAUUGAGGACACAAUCAUGCCAAAAAAAGACUGUCAGCUUUUGUUAGAACAUUUCUACCAGAACAUUUAUCCGUUUUAUCCAUAUAUGGAUGUUGGAUUAUUUGAAAGUGGCUUCGAUCUACUCUUUGUUAAAGAUGAUGAAGACAAAUGGAGAAUAAACACUAGUGGUAGAGACAUACGCUCUAAGGUCGAAACUCUUAUUUUGUUGAUGAUAGUGAUGUCUAUGUCUUUAAGACACUCGGUGUUGGAUAAUACCGUUCUUUCAAUAGUGAAAAUUAGUGCGUCCGAAUCGGCACGACAAUUAUCACUCCUGUCACACAAAUUGUUAUGUCUUUUAGAUGUCUUCCAAUACCUUAAUGAAAGUGCUUUCACAUGUCUUUUAUAUUUUUACGUUUCUGAGCACUUGAAUCCUGAAAGUGGUGACUGUUUUCUGACACAUACUAAUCUGUUAUCUUUGAGACAUCUAACGGAGUUAUCGAAAACCCUGGGUCUUCAAUACGAACCUUCUAACUUCAAGAGAAUAAAAGAUCCUCGCGUGGUGCGACAUCGACGUAUGCUAUGGCUGGGCCUCCAAUCAUUAAGAUUCGAGGUUUCACUUGCUGAAGGUGACUGGGACAGCUCAAAUAUCAAAUUUAUGGAAGCGUUUUCUGAAAAUAUGGAAAUUAAUAAUGGGUGGUAUGACAACAGUGCGGAUGCCAUAAGUUACUUUAAUGAUAGGCUGUCGGAAAGUGCACAAAACAAAUAUCAUUUACAUAUGCUUUUGAGCAAAUUAGUGGCAAGUUGUGCUCCCAUUGUGGGUCGUGUUCAAGUUUCAAAUGUUUUGGAAAACAUCGUUAGAUCGGAAGAUUUCAUGCUACAAAGUUUCUCGACCCAUUUACUCUACGAAGCAAAAACUAACACCAAAUUAGAUACCCUCAAGUUCGUCCGGGGACUAUCACUUAACAUCUCCAGCGUGAAAAACACUGAGAUAUUUUUAGCAAAUUUAGUGGGGCAUACAUGUAUUCUCAAUGCGUGCGAUAUACUCUCCCUCUAUUUUGAAAGUAAAACCAUUUCGAGCUGGGAAGAAAAUGAGAAACCUUAUGUAUAUUUCACCUUCAAGGCAUUCAAGGAAUAUAUAUUACUUGCUGAACUGAUAUGUGAUUACCUAAAUGGUAGCUUUGCGAACGGAAUCUCAAAACAUUAUGGCUAUGCGAUUGACAAACGGGUAUGUUUUGCCCUCGUCCGGAUUUGGAUAUUUCAAUGCCGAUUGUUGCUAAGACUGGCAUAUAAAAGAGAAGCACGGUUGUCUCGAUCAGCUUUAAAUGGGUCAAUCAAGGAACGGGACGAUUUUGAUGAUCUUUUGUCCAGGAUGACACGUUAUAUGCGAAAUCAAAUGGCGCACCUGGUUGACUUGGCCGGUUCGAAGUUUCAAGAAAACUACCUUUGCUCUUUCCAGACCAUUCCAAUGUUUAGAUAUAUUUUGUAUGUGGUGGGAUUAGGGAAGCUGGUCAGUCUGACAAAUGACUUUUGGGAACGUGCCGCAGUCAGAGGGGAAUUACCGCAAAGUAUUGAGCAAAAAAUCACUAUGAAGUGGGGUUUGGACAUUAAUAACUCUAAGUCGAUUAAGCAAAAGUUGAUGUGCGCCAAAACGCUGGAAAGUUUCAAUGAAUCGUUGUUGAAUGAUCUGGAGAGUAUUGUUUUGUCCAGUAAGUUUGGUGUCGAGUGUAACACGCUAAUGACGAGCGAAACAUUUUCUGAAAUAUCCGAUAUUGAUGAAGGGGAAAUUUUAAAUAGCCUCUUACAGAACAACACUGAUUUCUUCUGGGAUUUCUUGAGUGAAAAUCUUGGCGAAGCAUCAUUCUAA